UUCAGUGAAUCCCAAAAACAGUGAAAAUAAAUUCACUGACAGAAAUCGUCGCUCGACUGGUUUUUUUUUUUCUCUACGUUCAUCAGCUAACAAUUUUCUAGCCGAGGGUGUUCUCCGUUUAAAAUACCAUGACCAAUAGUAAACGAAAGAAGAAGGCUGAGAAGAAGGCUAAGAAGCAACUUGGCCAAGCACCACAACCGACAGCUCCACCGCCCGAGGCACAGCCGGGAAGUAUAACAGAACAGCUUGCCAUUGCUGUACCGUCUCCCAUGGUCCAGGAUGAACCAACGCCAUGUGCGUCAUCCCAAGAACCUCCUGCUCUCAACCAUGCAUCUCAUCUACUUUCCCCGGACGCCGCACCCAGUCCGCAGCUUAGCCAGACCAGUGACUACCAUCCUGAGGUGUCCGAGGACAAGUUGGUGGAAGCUUUACAGCAGCACUUGGUGGUGGAAGAGCACGAUGAUACAAACACGACGAGUGCUACAGAGCCAGUGGUAGCGCCUGAAACAGUAGCUCCCAUUCCGUACCACCUGCAAGGCGCUCAUGUCACAAGUGAUAUUUACAAGAUGUCAAACGAGCUCGCACAAAAGCCUUUGACUCGAUCCAAGUCCACUACCAAUAUGCAAGAGCAAGUUGAGCAAGACCGCCAACUGGAUGACCCUGUUUUAGAUAAUGUAGGUCGUCCCGGUGGGUUCCGUCGUUACUACGUAGAUCAACAGCAGCGCCAAACCGAGAUCGACUUGCCGCAGGAAGACGUCUUGAGUACGACGGGUUCUCGUUAUGGUGCGGUUUCAUCGCCUAUUCCACCCCCUCUCAAGCGCACUCGUCAUUUCCUGGAGUUUGUUGCCGUCAAUCAGUACAGAAAUAUGUAUGAUUCGUUCGCUGGUGAAUAUCUUGUGGAUGAAGAUGAAGGAGAGACAGACGAAGAGGCUGCCAUCCAUCGCCCAUCCUUGGAAAGAGCACCUUUGCUUGGCCGCAAACACUCCUUUGUGGCUGACAAGGAUAAGGCAUCCACUUCCAAGACAUUUUUCUUACUUCUCAAAGCAUUUGUUGGCUCGGGUAUCCUGUUCCUCCCCAAGGCCUUUAUGAAUGGAGGCGUUCUUUUUUCAGCCAUCAUGUUGUGGGUCGUAGCAUUUGUUAGUUUGAUCUCGUUCUUGUUGUUGAUCAAGUGCAAAGAUUAUGUGGUUGGAGGUUUUGGUGAUAUCGGCGAGGCAACCUACGGCAGAUGGAUGCGUGUUGCUGUUUUGAUGUCUAUCACUCUCUCUCAGCUUGGUUUUGUCGCCGGUGCAUCCAGCUUCAUUGCCGAAAACUUGAGCAAAGCUGUCCAUGAUAUCAACCCAAAUAUUUACAUCUCACCUGGCAUGUUUUUGGUCAUCUCGGCGGUUAUCAUGGCUCCACUGGUGUUGAUUCGUAAGAUCGCAAAGUUGUCGUUCGCAGCUGUGAUUGCCGAUGUUUUGAUCGUCUUGGGUUUGAUCACCCUCGUAUGCUCCGACGUCAUGGACCUUCUUUACAAUAAUAAGGUGGAAGGAGAUACUCGAUGGUUAGCUCCGGGUCCCAAUGUAGAGUGGAUAUUCAACCACUACGAUUAUGCAGUGUUCAUUGGUACCGCUAUCUAUGCAUUUGAAGGCAUCGGCUUGAUCAUACCCAUUCGUGACGCUAUGAAGCAUCCCGAACAUUUCCCAAGGGUCCUUGUUACUGUAAUGUUUAUCGUUGCCACCGUGCUGACUCUUAUUGGAGGCUUGGGGUAUAUUGCCAACGGAUCGCGUACCGAAACCGUAGCUUUGCUCAACCUGCCCAACAACUGGAUAUCCCAUACCAUUCAAAUCAUGUAUGCUAUUGCCAUGCUGUUGUCCAACCCACUCACCUUCUUCCCCGCCGUGCGUAUCAUUGAGCAGGGUCUGUUUGGAUAUCAAACCGGACGUCACGACAAUAAGAUCAAAUGGGCCAAGAAUGGCCUUCGCAUUUCCUUAUUGCUUUUGACCCUUGUGGUCGCCUGGGCAGCUUCGCAGCAACUAGACAAGUUUAUCAGUUUGCUCGGAUCAGUUUGCUGUUCGCCAUUGAGUUUGAUCUUCCCACCUUUGUUCCAUUACAAAGUGGCUGCUCAUAAACGCUGGCAGAAAAUCAUGGACUUGACCUUGGCCACAGCAGGUGUGGGUGCCAUGAUCUUUACCCUGACUCAAACCAUCAAGGCACCAUAAGCCGUGCCAAGUCUUGCCAUGUUUUUUUUUGCUUAUUGAACCCUUCACAAAAGUUUAUAACGGUUAUGAUACAUGUAGAUGUUUAUUGAUUCGUUCUGUUCCGUUCCGUUCCAUUUUGUUCUGUUUCUGUAGUUUUGCCUUGUUAUUAUCAAAAGAAAGACAGAGGAAGUUGAAAAAGAUAAUCGAAUAUCAUCAAUGCACAGUUAGCGCG
This is a messenger RNA of Umbelopsis ramanniana AG, 2409 nucleotides long. RefSeq lists its product as uncharacterized. Lineage: Eukaryota; Fungi; Mucoromycota; Umbelopsidomycetes; Umbelopsidales; Umbelopsidaceae. The record is from RefSeq and is a predicted model, not a curated record. Gene Ontology annotation, biological process: amino acid transmembrane transport. The transcript is spliced from 6 exons. The coding region runs from base 129 to 2198 and encodes 689 amino acids. Gene Ontology annotation, molecular function: amino acid transmembrane transporter activity.